AUGUCAAUUAAUUUUAUGAUGAAAAAGAAGCAUUUUACUUUACCUUUAAUAAUAGUGUCGGUUUUGUUUUUUUCGAUUAGAUGCGUUUCUGCUCAAAAUGUUUCUAAUCUAACUAGUUUACUUAGUCGUAUAACUAAUAUAAAUAAUCCGGCAUCACUAACCAGUAGCUCUACUCCAACUAGUGGUCCAACCCCAACGCCAUCUAGUCUAACUCUAACUAAUACAACUAGUAGUCCAACUAAUACAACGAAUACAACUAGUAGUCCAACUCCUAGUGGUGGUUCAGCUGGUAGUUCAACUGCGACUGUUACUCCUACUCCUAUUUCUAAUGCCGCCGAUGGUUCGAUUAAUAAUUUAAAUAUGUGGAAAGAUAAAUUAAAUCGUAUGAUUAUUUGUUUUUGGACGAUUUGCGUUGCUUUUGUUUACGUAAUUUUGACUUAA
Messenger RNA from Diversispora eburnea, 441 nucleotides. NCBI's taxonomy places the organism in Eukaryota, Fungi, Glomeromycota, Glomeromycetes, Diversisporales, Diversisporaceae. The record is from the annotation of a GenBank genome assembly.